CUGGGGCGCGGGCGGCGCGGGCAGGGCGGGCGGCGCGGGCAGGGAGCUGUCCUUCAGCACCGCGGGCCGCGGAGCGCUCCGCCCGCACCGCCGCCCGGGGAGCUGUCCUGCAGCACCGGCGGCCCGGGAGCGCUCCGCCCGCCCCGCCGCCCGGGGAGCUGUCCUGCAGCACCGCCGGCCAGCGCCGACACCGACACCAACACCGCCGCCGCCGCCGCCGCCGCUGCUGCCGCGGGGGAGCCGUCCAGCGCCGCGCCGCCAACGCCGCCGCCGCCGCCGGCUUGAUGCAGUAGCGGGGCCCGGGAGCCGCCGGGGGCCGCCGCGGGGCAGGGGGUGCCGCAGCCGGGCUCCGCUUCGCGACCCCCGCCCGGGAGGGGCGCCGCGCCUGUCCCCCUCCUCCCCCUCCCCAACCCCCCCUUCCAGGAGCCCCCCUCUCUCCUCGCCCACCUCCGCCGGGAGCGAGCGCCGCGGCUGUGCGGAAAAGCCAUGGGAGGCAAGACCUCGGCACCUGUUCAGCUGAAAUCAAGGGCUUACAGUAUACUGGGCACUCUGGCUUGGUGGUAGGAGCGAGCAAAAGGAAGGAGAAGCAAGCGAGAAAAAGUGAGAGAGGAUUGGAGCGAUUGCCGCUGCCGGGAAAAAAAAAAAUAAAAACCCAAGGAAGAUAACUGGGAAGGAAAAGGAUUUUCAUGGCGCAGGCUGCAGAGCUAAGCAAGAAGACUGAAGGUUGCAUCUCUGCUCUUACAGUCUCUAACUGUCUAGGUCCAGAUAAUGAGAGAUUGUGUUGAGGAUGCUGCUGCUGCUCCCCUGUUCACUGUGGAAGCCAUCUCCAAAUUAGCCAUUACAUAUGGAAACUGGAGACCAGAAUUUUAGAAAAAGGGAUUAAGGCGUCUCAUUUUGGGGGGGGUUCUCUCUUUAUUUGUUUGGUUUUUCUUGGUUCUUUUCUCUCUUCUUUUUUUCUUUUUCCUUUUUCCUUUUUUUAUAUUUCAACCAGAACGUUUCCGAUUUAAAAGGCAAGCCUCUUCCCGUGUGGUCUUUCUAAUUUACACUCUUUUCCGUGGGCUUUCUUACCUCCCUUUUUUGAUAUCUAUCUCUCUCUCUAUACCCAUUAUAUUAUUAGUCGGAAUUAUUAUUCUUUUAUUUUAUUAAACACACACACCCCAAGAAUCAGAAGGCGGUUGGGUAUUUGUAUAAUGAAGAAUUAUGGGGCUCUUUGACAGAGGUGUUCAGAUGCUUUUAACCACCGUUGGUGCUUUCGCUGCCUUCAGCCUGAUGACCAUAGCUGUGGGGACCGACUACUGGCUUUACUCCAGAGGGGUUUGCAAGACUAAAACUGUCAGUGAGAACGAAACCAGCAAAAAGAACGAGGAAGUCAUGACCCAUUCUGGAUUAUGGAGAACCUGCUGCCUAGAAGGGAAUUUUAAAGGUCUGUGUAAGCAAAUCGAUCACUUCCCUGAGGAUGCAGAUUAUGAAGCCGAUACAGCAGAAUAUUUCCUCCGGGCUGUUAGAGCCUCUAGUAUUUUCCCGAUCCUGAGUGUGAUUCUGCUUUUCAUGGGUGGACUCUGCAUUGCAGCCAGCGAGUUCUACAAAACCCGACACAACAUCAUCCUUAGUGCCGGCAUCUUCUUCGUGUCUGCAGGUCUGAGUAAUAUAAUUGGCAUCAUCGUAUACAUAUCAGCCAACGCUGGAGACCCCUCCAAGAGUGACUCCAAGAAGAACAGCUACUCCUACGGCUGGUCCUUCUAUUUCGGGGCCCUGUCCUUCAUUAUAGCCGAGAUGGUGGGAGUGCUGGCUGUCCACAUGUUCAUAGACCGGCACAAACAGCUGCGUGCCAACGCUCGUGCCACGGACUACCUCCAGUCCUCCGCCAUCACCCGCAUCCCCAGCUACCGGUACCGCUAUCAGAGACGCAGUCGCUCCAGCUCCCGCUCCACCGAGCCUUCACACUCCAGGGAUGCCUCUCCCGUCGGGAUCAAAGGGUUCAACACCCUGCCAUCAACAGAGAUCUCGAUGUACACCCUGACCAGGGACCCGCUGAAGGCAACCACCACCCCCACCGCCACCUACAACUCCGACAGGGAUAACAGUUUCCUCCAGGUUCACAACUGUAUCCAGAAAGAGAACAAGGACUCUAUCCACACCAACACAGCCAACCGCCGGACCACCCCGGUAUGAAGCCGUCGCCAGGAGCUGAAAAUGGGGCAGGAACGGGCAGGAGGAGACGGGGGUGGGCUGCAGGGUGGGGAGGGUGGAAGGGGGCAGGGGGCAGCAGGGGGGUGGGGAAGGAGGAGGUGGAAGCGCCCCUUGGUGGAGUGGGGACCUUCUCAAUGCAAAAAAAAAAAAAAAAUCCACAAAAAAACCAACAAAAGCAAACAAAAAACUGAUUAAAAAAAAAAAAAACAACAACGAAGGAACAAGCAGAUAAGCAGACAAACAAGCGAGUGAACAAAAAAAACUAACAAACGAAAAGGAAACAUGAGGAAAGAGACAACAGUGAAAAAAAUUCUUUAAAAAAAAAGCAAAAGAAAAAAGAAAAAAAAAGAAAAUCCUUAAAACUGAGAGAAAGAGAUUUAAAAAAUAGAAAUAAAUUUAAAAGAAAAUGCAUGAUUUCCCAUGUACCAUUAUUUUAACAUUUAAUAAAAACAGAUUAAAAAAACAAAAGGGAACCAAGAAAUAACAAAUGACAAUAAAUCAAAUGGGAGGAAGAGGAGGAGGAGGCAGCUUUUUUAAUUUUGGGAGGUUUUAUUCUUUUAUUUUGUGGUUUGUUUCCCACUUACCUUUAAUCCAGCACAGGCUUCUUGGGGGACAAGGGCUGGGGGUUUGGCUGCCAGUGACUUCGGUGUCCUUGGGCCAGUUAUGGAGGAUCCUGGGUGCCGGAGUUAGCCAUGACCCACUCUGUUCCCCUGAGACCCACGGGGAUCCACUCCAUUCCCCUGGGAUCCGUGGGGAUCCGCUCAUCCUCCACAGAUCCAUAGGGGUUUAAAGUGACCCUAGGGAGUGCAGGAGCUGAUGCUGAGUCACCCCUCCACAGUGUCCCCAGGGGGUUCCCCACUUCCCCAGCCCUGGAGACCCUGGGGUUAACGGUGACAGUGCAAAAAACAAACAGACACAGUAAAUAAAGACACACACGCAGAGACAAAAAAAAAAAAGGACAAAAGAGGUUUCAUAAAAAUAUAAAGUGGCAAUUUUUUAAUAAAACAACAGCUAUAAAUAAAUGUAAAUAUAAUAAGUGGA
Messenger RNA from Passer domesticus (house sparrow), 3231 nucleotides. It is a transcript of the gene CACNG2, whose product is annotated as calcium voltage-gated channel auxiliary subunit gamma 2. Gene Ontology annotation, molecular function: voltage-gated calcium channel activity; channel regulator activity. NCBI's taxonomy places the organism in Eukaryota, Metazoa, Chordata, Aves, Passeriformes, Passeridae. Gene Ontology annotation, cellular component: AMPA glutamate receptor complex; voltage-gated calcium channel complex; postsynaptic density membrane. The transcript has 4 exons. Gene Ontology annotation, biological process: neurotransmitter receptor transport, postsynaptic endosome to lysosome; calcium ion transmembrane transport; neurotransmitter receptor internalization. The record is from RefSeq and is a predicted model, not a curated record. Bases 1201 to 2172 code for a protein of 323 amino acids.